Messenger RNA from Sarcophilus harrisii (Tasmanian devil), 3716 nucleotides. RefSeq names its product DNA nucleotidylexotransferase (gene DNTT). The transcript has 11 exons. Gene Ontology annotation, cellular component: nucleus. Gene Ontology annotation, molecular function: DNA binding; DNA-directed DNA polymerase activity; DNA nucleotidylexotransferase activity. The record is from RefSeq and is a predicted model, not a curated record. Lineage: Eukaryota; Metazoa; Chordata; Mammalia; Dasyuromorphia; Dasyuridae. Gene Ontology annotation, biological process: double-strand break repair via nonhomologous end joining. The coding region runs from base 805 to 2358 and encodes 517 amino acids.
UCUCCACUGGACUAUACAAACAAUUUCCCAAACUCAUUAUUCCAUGUCCCAUUUUUGUGGCUUCAAACAGGCUUUCUCUCAUGACCAGAAUGUACUUCCUUUCUCACUUCUUCCUCAUGGAAUUACUAAUUUUCUUCUAGUCUCAAUCUGGCUGCCAUCUCUAUUCUAAAACCUUUCCAUGAGUUGUUAGUGUUUUUCUUGCCAAAUUAGCCUAAAUGUAUUUAGCAAUCUUUCAGUAGAAUGUGACUAAUGAGGGUAGGGACUAGGAUGAUUUUUGGUUUUUAUAUACUCAGAAACUUUUACAUUAAUCCUUAAUAAAUAUGGGGCUAUUGUAAUUGAAUUGCAAAGUGAAAUUCUCAAAUGCACUUAUACUAAAAAAAGUAAUAAUAAUUUACAAGUUACUUGAAAUUUUCCUAAUUCUCUUUUCUUUGCAGAAGUGGGGGAUUAUGGGUAUGGAAUUGCAUAUAUGACAAGACUUGAUCUAUAUAUCAAUUAGGUUUGAAAAACUGAUUUUUUUUCCUCAUUUAAAAAAAAUUCUUUGUUAUAAGGGAUGUCUGACCAGCAAAGGCUGCAUUAUGAAAUGAAGUUGAGACAUUCCCCACUUCAUUUUCAGAAGGAAUGCAUUCAUUCAUUCAUUCAAUAAAUGCUAGCUGCAAAUAGAGCCUAUGUGGGCUUUGUUUCUGCCUUCAGAAGAAAGUCAGUAAGAUGACAUCAAAGUUCCUGGUAAACAGAAAUACUUAGCAUUCUACGCUCACUGUUGGAGAUUCAAGUUGGGGUUUACAGCCAAAAGCCACAGCUCCCAACAUGCAUAGGAUCAGGACCACAGAUUCAGACCAUGGGAAGAAAAGACAGAAAAAGAUGGAUGCUAUUUCCUCUAAACUUUAUGAAAUUAAAUUUCAUGAAUUUGUCCUUUUUAUUUUGGAGAAGAAAAUGGGGGCAACCCGGAGAACAUUCCUGAUGGAUCUGGCUCGAAAGAAAGGUUUCAGGGUUGAAAGCGAAUUAAGCAAUUCAGUGACCCACAUUGUGGCGGAAAAUAAUUCUGGUUCAGAUGUCCUAGCCUGGCUCGAGGCACAUAAAUUGGAAACGACGGCACAUUUUGAGCUCCUUGAUGUCUCUUGGUUGAUUGAAUGCAUGAAAGUUGGAAAACCAGUGGACACAAAAGGAAAAUAUCAACUUGUGGAGAGCAGUAUUGCUUCAGCUAAUCCAGAUCCAAAUGAAGGCAUGUUGAAGAUUCAGUCACCUGCAAUGAAUGCCAUCUCCCCAUAUGCUUGCCAAAGACGGACAACUUUAAACAACCAUAACCAAAGGUUUACGGAUGCUUUUGAGAUACUGGCAAAAAAUUAUGAGUUUAGAGAAAAUCAUGGUCAUUGCCUGACAUUUUUGAGAGCAACCUCUGUGCUGAAAUGUCUUCCAUUUGCUAUAGUCAGUAUGAAAGAUGCAGAAGGACUGCCAUGGAUUGGAGAUGAAGUUAAAGGUAUCAUGGAGGAAAUUAUUGAAGAUGGACAAAGUUUGGAAGUUCAAGCUGUGCUAAAUGAUGAGCGCUACCAGGCUUUCAAAUUGUUUACAUCUGUGUUUGGAGUAGGCUUAAAGACAGCUGAAAAAUGGUAUCGAAUGGGCUUCAGGACACUGAGUAAAAUCCAAUCUGACAAAAGCCUGAAAUUUACCAAAAUGCAGAAAGCAGGGUUUCUCUAUUAUGAAGACCUCAUUAGCUGUGUGUCCAAGGCAGAAGCAGAUGCAGUAAGCUUGAUAGUUAAAGAAGCAGUCUGGACUUUUUUGCCUGAUGCCUUAAUCACCAUAACGGGAGGAUUCCGAAGGGGAAAGGAGUUUGGGCAUGAUGUGGAUUUUUUGAUAACUAGCCCAGGAGGAGAAAAAGAACAAGUAGACCAGCUUUUACAGAAAGUUACUAACUUAUGGGAAAAACAGGGUUUACUUUUGUACUAUGAUCUCAUGGAAUCAACAUUUGAAGAUCUAAAGUUGCCAAGCAGGAAGGUUGAUGCUUUAGACCAUUUUCAGAAAUGCUUUUUGAUUCUAAAAUUAUACUGCCAGAGGGGAGACAGGAGCAAAUGGGAAGGGCCUGAAGGAUCUAAUGGUCUUCAAACAAAAAACUGGAAGGCCAUCCGUGUGGAUCUAGUGGUGUGUCCAUAUGAUCGGUAUGCAUAUGCUCUGCUAGGCUGGUCAGGCUCAAGGCAAUUUGAAAGAGACUUGAGGAGAUAUGCUACCCAUGAGAAGAAGAUGAUGUUGGAUAAUCAUGCUUUGUAUGAUAAGACUAAGAGGACUUUCCUCAAAGCUGAAAGUGAAGAAGAAAUUUUUUCACACCUGGGAUUGGAGUAUAUUGAACCAUGGGAAAGAAAUGCCUAGAACAAAAACGCAUGAGCAUCUCUCUAUGGCUCAGUCUCUUUUUCUGCAUCAUGAAAUCUGGUUCAAUAAUUUUGCUGUCUUUGUCCUAUAAUAGAUUUUGUAAUAGAUGUUGGAGGAAACCAUAGAAUUCACUAACUGUAGCUGUUUCUGGAAAGGACUUUUUUUUUUCUCUAUGCAAAUUUCAGCACUUCCAAACUUCUGAAUAGAUUGAGCUUCUAAAGUUCAUAGGUAAAUCAACCAUUUUGCUCUCAGAAUACAUUCUCUACCUAAUGUAUGCUGCAUUGAUUCUCUGGUCAGCUUAUAAAAGUUUAUUUAACCCCAAACCAAAAAUCAAACAUGCUCAAUAAAAACAGUGAAAAAAAAUCUAUAUUAUAAUGUAAUCUUUUUCUUUUACAAUGAUAACCGAUAAUUAUACAUUACUCUGAAACUUAUAAAGCAUUUUACAUAUGUUAUCUCUUUUGAGCCGUAUAAUUAAUUAUUCUGUGAUAUAGGUAGUGUAAAAAUUAUCAUGCCCAUUUGACAGAUAGGGCAACUGAGGAACAGAGGAAAUGAUUUAUCCUUGGUUACGUUCUUAGGAACUAUCACAAAUAAAAUUUGAGUUUAUAACUUCUUGACUCCAAUGUGGAUUUCCAGAGUCCAAAAACUCUCUUCUGCUCCUUGCUAUCCCAAUGUAAACAAACAGCGUAUAGAAAGCUAUUUUAAAUGCAUAAUAUUUUUUAACCAAGUCUCUACUCUAGGGCUAAAAGUUGCAAGAUAAACUAAAUUGUAUGAACUCAGACCUGAUUGAUUCCAGAAGGAACUUAGCAGAACAAUUACACUGAAAUACAAUUAUAAAAUUAAAAAAAAAAAUUCCGAGUAUCCUAGGUGAAGAACCCCUGCUUUACAUAAAAUUUUGCCAUCAAUGGUUUAAAAUAAGAAUGAGUUUUGUUGUUAUUAUUGUUUUUGAAAAGCAACAUGAUAUAUUAGAAUGUGUUCAGGGAAUUAGAGUCAGAAGACCUUACUACCAAUUCCAGCUCUGUCAAUUAUAAUCUAUGUGAUUUUGGAUUACUCACUUAACUUUACCAAGUACAAGUUUCCUUAUCUGUAAAUGAGGGCUUUACGCUGAGGUAUUCUAAGAUUCUUCCAUCUUCAAAUCUAUUUUUUGUCUUUUAAGUACUGAAGAUUUUUCACUAAAUAACUAGGUAAUAUUAUUAAAUUCACCCUCAACAAUAAUCUCUGCUUUUUUGCCUAUCACACCAAAGAUAGAGGAAAUGGAUGGGGCAAGUCACUAAUUUUUUUCAAGGGACAGUUAUCACCAAUAUGCGACUUAGACAUUUUUUGCAAUCCCCACUGAUUCUCAAAAAGAACACCAAGAAGCA